Messenger RNA from Dromiciops gliroides (monito del monte), 2962 nucleotides. It is a transcript of the gene TCEA1, whose product is annotated as transcription elongation factor A1. The transcript is spliced from 12 exons. Gene Ontology annotation, cellular component: nucleus. Gene Ontology annotation, biological process: DNA-templated transcription; positive regulation of transcription by RNA polymerase II; transcription elongation by RNA polymerase II. The record is from RefSeq and is a predicted model, not a curated record. NCBI's taxonomy places the organism in Eukaryota, Metazoa, Chordata, Mammalia, Microbiotheria, Microbiotheriidae. Bases 484 to 1329 code for a protein of 281 amino acids. Gene Ontology annotation, molecular function: nucleic acid binding; zinc ion binding.
GUUGAUUGACGCUGUCUGCGCCGGGGAGGAGCAGUCGGCGACGCCCGGUCUUUAUUUGUUGCUGAAGGGGCCUGGGCCUAGGUCUUGGUCCUCGGUGUGUGGCAGUUUUUUGCGUGACACAUUCUGGGACUCCUCACCUCUCCCGCGCCCGCUCUUUUGACAUCCUCCCUUUGCCCCCGCUUCUCCCGCGUCCCGUCCCCACGGGGUGUGGGGGGGUGGGGUUGCAAAACCCGCCGGAGCCAUGGAGGACGAAAUUAUUCGGAUCGCCAAGAAGAUGGAUAAGAUGGUGCAAAAGAAGAACGCGAGAAUGGCCACAGGCCGGUGUGGUCGGGAGGCUGGUAUUGUGUGUUUACACACACUCACACACAUUAUUGGGGGGACCCCGGCAGGUCUUCUACCUUGACUUUUUUUCCCCCUUGGUUUACUCUGCCACCCUCCCUCUGCUUUCCUCCCCCAACCACCUCUCUUUUUCCACCAAGACCAAUGGCCGGGGCACUGGAUUUACUAAAGGAACUUAAGAAUAUUCCCAUGACUCUGGAAUUAUUGCAGUCCACAAGAAUUGGAAUGUCAGUAAAUGCUAUACGAAAGCAGAGCACAGAUGAAGAAGUUACAUCCUUAGCGAAGUCUCUCAUCAAAUCCUGGAAGAAGUUACUGGAUGGACCCUCCACUGAUAAAGACUCUGAUGAAAAGAAGAAAGAACCUGCUAUUUCCUCCCAAAACAGUCCUGAAGCAAAAGAAGAAAGUAGCUCCAGUAGCAAUGCAAGCAACAGAAAGGAAGAGACAAAUGCUUCUGAUUCCUUCAUUCCAUCUUUUCCCCGGGCACCAAGCACUUCAGAUUCAGUUCGAAUGAAGUGCCGAGAGAUGCUUGCUGCAGCCCUCAGAACAGGAGAUGACUACAUUGCUAUUGGGGCUGAUGAAGAAGAGCUGGGAUCUCAGAUUGAGGAAGCUAUAUAUCAGGAGUUACGGAACACAGACAUGAAAUAUAAAAAUAGGGUACGAAGUAGAAUAGCAAAUCUCAAGGAUGCAAAGAACCCAAAUUUAAGGAAAAAUGUACUGUGUGGGAACAUACCUCCAGAUUUGUUUGCUAGAAUGACGGCAGAGGAAAUGGCUAGUGAUGAACUUAAAGAGAUGCGCAAAAACCUGACCAAAGAAGCAAUUAGAGAACAUCAAAUGGCUAAGACUGGUGGGACCCAAACUGACCUCUUUACAUGUGGCAAAUGUAAAAAGAAGAACUGUACCUAUACACAGGUUCAGACCCGCAGUGCUGAUGAACCUAUGACAACAUUUGUUGUCUGUAAUGAAUGUGGAAAUAGAUGGAAGUUUUGUUAGAAGAAGGAAUUGGGACGAUACCUGGAUACUUAUGAAAGAAGAUUUUGUAAUUAGCUUUAAAAACUAGGCCAAGAAUCUAGUUUCCCUGCAGAUGAGAUUUUUAAAGCAGCAUACAUCCUUUGGGUUAGUUUUUUUGUUUUUGACACAACCAUCCCUUUCUUAAAAGCCUUCUUAUAGUUAGUCAGUGGUAAAAUCUGAUAGUCAAUUGUAUGGUGUAUGUUUAAAACUAUUUUUUCAUUUUUAUAAGUGUCAACAUUAGACUUUUAUCAAUUUAAACUUUUGGUAACUUGUUUGUUUUUCGUAACAAAUGGAAAAUGUACUUUAACUUUUUUACAAUCUGAGACCUACACAAGAGAUUUUUUACUUCUCUAUUAAUGUGAAAGUGGAAUUUGCAUUUGUUUCCCUAUUGGCAUGUUACUACUUACAUUAAGGGAGAAGAAAGAUUAGUGUAAUUUUAGGUUUACCAAAUGUAGUGUGGUAAUGAAAUAAUACUUGGACAGCUUGUCUAGUUUGUAAAUAUCAUUUUUGAAUUAGCAUCUCACUUUGAUUAUAAUGAUAAUAAGCCUUAGUGAUUAGAUAUCAAUUUGCAUCUGUGACUAGUUGUGACCAAUAUCAUUUGUCAUACUACUUAAGUCUGUAAAUUACUUGCUCUUAAUAUUUCUUACUUUUGGAAAAAUUACUUUAAGUAGUUUGUUAAAACUGAUCAUUUCUUUGUUUUUUUAUUUACUUGUUUGACAUCAAAUUUUUAGAUUUUGCUGAUGAACAAGAUCAUUGUUUGGUAGAUUGUCAGCUACAGUUUAGGCCUGUUUUUCACAAAAAGAUAGAUUGAGGGAAAUAAUGUUAAACUUCACCAGUUUUUCUAAACUGUUUUUGAACUUUAUUUUGAUGUGUGGAACAAUAAUAAUAAUAAUAAUAAUCAGUGACAAAGCUUGAGAAGCCAGUUUGCAACAUUAAAACUAUGUUCUUCCCACAUCUAGGUUGUGAUAAAAAUUUUUUUCUCCUGAAGCCUGUUUUUGUUGUUGUUGUUGUUUUUGUGGGGCAGUGGGGGUUAAGUGACUUGCCCAGGGUCACAUAGCUAGUAAGUGUCAAGUGUCUGAGACCAGUUUUGAACUCAGGUUCUCCUGAAUCCAGGGCCAGUGCUUUUAUCCACUGUGCCACCUGGCUGCCCCCCUGAAGCUUAUUUUCUAAUUUUAUCUUUUAAAACCACUAAAUCCUGUUCAGUAAAACUAGGAUAUCCUUGUUCAAACUCUUCCUUAAUGGCAAUGCAAUUUUUUUCCAUCUUCAAAUGCUAACCAGAUAAGAGUAAAUAAUUUUGGAAUGGUCUUGUCGUGGUUUUUUUGUACCAUUUCAUAUUCACUCUGUCUCCCCCAAAUGUGCAUAUAUUACAGGUCAAUUUGGUAUAAUGUAAAAACUAUCUAACAAAUUGGUUAAAAUAUGUAUUUAAAAAAUUGGCCACUCCAUCCCCAAAAUGACAGAUAGAAUCUACCGAAGUGAAGAGAAACAUUUGACUUAUGGUUUAAAAACUAUAAAGGAAAUUUGAAAAAAAGUUAAAAAACAUUGUUAAUAGAAAUCUCAUGUAACUUAAAGUGUUAAAUUUUUCAAGCAACUCAAUAAAGGUCUUUUUAUGAAUUUA